This is a messenger RNA of Syzygium oleosum, 1233 nucleotides long. RefSeq lists its product as uncharacterized. Gene Ontology annotation, biological process: protein monoubiquitination; interstrand cross-link repair. Lineage: Eukaryota; Viridiplantae; Streptophyta; Magnoliopsida; Myrtales; Myrtaceae. The record is from RefSeq and is a predicted model, not a curated record. Gene Ontology annotation, molecular function: ubiquitin protein ligase activity. Gene Ontology annotation, cellular component: nucleus; Fanconi anaemia nuclear complex. The transcript is spliced from 11 exons. The coding region runs from base 155 to 1042 and encodes 295 amino acids.
GUCGAAUGAGCAGCAGAGAGAGAGAGAGAGAGAGAGAGAGUCAUCUGCAAGCAGCAUUGCGAGUUCAGCUGUGGACUGCGUGUACGAUGACGACGACGACGAAGCGAGGACUUCUCCGAGCUGACAUCGCUACAGAAUGUGCUGGACAAAUUAGAUGCAGAGAGCUAGCGAACUCAUCUUCCUUUUGCCGCAAAUUGUAUUCAGAGGUGACCAAAGUGUAAUUUGCAUUUGUGUUUCUAUUGAAGAGGUUGGAUGGGAACAUUUGGUGCGACUAGGUGACAAUUUAACAUUUCUCAGCUUCCGCAUCUUGGAUGCAAGUGGAAGGGUUCAUGUCAUGGAAGUUCAAGUGGACAAAACUUACCCCCGUUGUCCUCCUUCUAUCUCAGGGGAUGUACCAUAUAUUCCUAAAAUAGAAUGGUCAGCGACUUCAAGAUUGAAGGAUGCUGUGAUUCAGUUCAAAAAGCAUGUGGAUACACUCGAGGACUUUUGGUCCACAUUAGAUGAUAUUGACAACUCUCUUUGGGUUGUAAAUCCUAAAUUUUCAUGCCGAGCUAUGUGCCAACGUCUAGUCAAUAUAGGAAAUGACUGCAUUGUCGUGUUAUCUAUAAAUGCACAGAAUCCUAAAACUGUACCAGAGUGCCGUUUUAUGGGUCCAGAUUCUAGUAUAAGCCCUUUGAGAAAGGCGUGGAGCAGAAACUGCAAAAAAUGGAUGCAAGAAAAACCUUUCCGAGAAAAUCUGGUCUGUAUUUUGGGGUUUGAACUACCAAAGGCCCCAGAUACAGAGAAGGACGAGCAACAACUGGAAUGUGGAAUAUGUUAUGCUCAACAUCUUCCCAUUGAGGAUGAACUUGGAAUCAAGAGUGGGUGUCCAACGGACUACCAGUGUGAUAAUGCAAACUGCAGCAGAGCUUUUCAUAGUCUUUGUCUAAUAGAUUGGUUGCGGUCUAUCACCACAACUAGGCAGUCAUUCGAUGUUCUCUUCGGGAGUUGUCCAUAUUGUUCUGAGCCAAUUGCUGUCAAAAUCAACAACACUAGGAGCUAAAUCAAUGUAUCACAAUUUCAUUAUGAGGAGAGAUAUCAUGCUAGUGAGAGAUCUUGGUGAGAAUGAGCACCUUCCUCCCCCUAGAAUCAAUCCCUUCAAGUAAUUUCAUCCACAACCCUGUGUCUAUGACGUGAAUUCGCACUACUUAACGAGGGAGACCGUUAUUUUGUGGGCAUGCGGCUUUUGACCUA